Messenger RNA from Priapulus caudatus, 2587 nucleotides. RefSeq names its product growth hormone-regulated TBC protein 1-A-like. NCBI's taxonomy places the organism in Eukaryota, Metazoa, Priapulida, Priapulimorpha, Priapulimorphida, Priapulidae. Bases 210 to 1223 code for a protein of 337 amino acids. The record is from RefSeq and is a predicted model, not a curated record. The transcript has 3 exons.
CAUCCAAAGAUGGCAGCCUCCUUGAAGCCGAAGCAACUGUACACAACGAUGAGUGACCGGCGCUUUUAAACAAGACUUGACCAUUUAUCAGCGGUGAAUUAAUCUAAAAAAUUCAAACAGCAUUCAACCACAUUCCGUAAACCUGUCACGCUAAAGAAAGUCGCCAACUAGCGCGUUCAGUUGCAAGCCAUCCGCUGCAUGGUAGAAACAUGGCGACCGCAGUCAAAGUUGACGGCUACGGUUUUGAGCGACCGGAAGACUUUGAUUUCGAAACGUACGAGGAAUUCAUGUCCAGGUACCUCUCGGUGCUCGUGCGUCGCGCGAAGAAGUGGGAGCAGCUGUUCGGCUCGUCGCCCCUCGAGGACCACCUGAAGAGGUCGUCCAAGGUCAAACGCUACACGCGCAAGGGCAUACCCGGUGACAAACGCGCCCUCGUGUGGAUGACGAUGAGCGGCGCCCUCGCGCGCAUGCAGGCCAACCCGGGCGUCUACCAGCGCCUCCUGGAGGCGCCGACACACGACGACCCAGUCAUCGACGCCAUCCGCACGGACAUCCACCGGACGUUUCCCGAGAACGUGUUCUUCGUCGACGCGCCCGAGGGCCAGCGGGUGCCGCUGUUCAACGUGCUCGUCGCGUUCGCGCGCCGCCGCCCGGACGUCGGCUACUGCCAGGGCCUCAACUUCGUCGCCGGGAUGCUGCUGCUCGUCGUCAAGGACGAGGAGCGCAGCUUCUGGCUUCUCGACGCGUUCGUCGGCGGCGUCGUGCCGACGGGGUACUACACGCCGGCGAUGACGGGUCUCCGCACGGACACGCGCGUCCUCGCCGAACUCGUGCGCGCGCGCUGGCCGGACGUGGACGCGACGAUGCGCCGCGAGGGCGCCACCUUCGACCUCGUCGCGACGAAGUGGUUCGUGUGCGCGUACGUCGACGUGCUCCCCGUGGAGACGCUGCUGCGCAUCUGGGACAGCCUCUUCUACGAGGGCGCGAAGGUCGUGUUCCGCGUCGCCGUGACGAUGGUCGCGCGGCAGCGCGCGCGUGUCGCGGCGGCGCGCGGCCUCGCCGACGUCGUCUCGGCUUUUCGCGUCGCCAUCGACGACCCCGCGAACACGUUCGCGCACGACUUCAUGGCCGACGUUUUCCGGGUUCCCGGAUCGUUCCCGAUGGCGACCAUCGACAAGCUGCGAGAGCAGUGCGAGCGAGCCGUGCUCGAGGAAGAUAGGUAGCGUCGCCGCGGCAACGCGAACGGGAGAACGUCGACGGACGUCGCUCGAGGAGGAGAGGUAGCAUCACCGCGGCAACGCGGACGGGAGAGUGUUGACUGAUGUUGCUUCAGGAGAUGAGGUAGUGUCGCCGCGGCAACGCAAACGGGAGAACGUCGACAGACUUGAGUGCACAUGACCAAAGAGAGAAGAGAAGAGAGGUGAGACGGGUCGUGCGAAAAACGCAACCGUGCGGGUGGACGUGUCGAUGACUCGUCAAAAAUCUUCGUCAGUGUUGCUCGCACUGAAAGCUGAUGUGGCGCACCUCUCAUAGUAUCAGGUAAAAGUCAAUCGGAGUCUGAAUUGGAAAAAUGAGUCUCUCAGUUGAAAAGAAUCGAGCAAGGAUCUGAGAAUGUGACGAAAAUUUUAUAACAACGUCGCAGCUAACACAAGAGGCAAAAGUCGGGUCGAGCGUUUUAAUAUCUGCGAUUGAGUGCGCUGCGAAAUUCUCAUAUUCCGAGCGAAGAUCUACAUCUAUGCAACGAUAUUUAAAAGCCGGGUGAUUUUCAUGUAUGAUCUUAUGUGUGUGAGCGUGGAAUUUCUCCAUUUUCGAUCAUCGUCCGUAUUUCUGGUGGUCGGUCGGUGGGUUGGUUGAUUCCCUGGAGUAUUAGUGGAAUGGGAACGUAUUUUAACACGGCUUACUGAAGCAGGCAAAUGGAGACCGUCCAUGAAUAUCUUUGGGUUAUAGUUAUAUUUUGUCUGCCAGUUUGAUCGCAUUUUGCCCGUAAUCGUAUUAAUUCCUGACAGUAUUUAGUUGUGGAAGUGAUUUUAUGAUUUAUUAUGAAAUGAUAUGUGUGUAGUUGAAUAUUCGAGUCACAUGAACAAAAUCAAAGGAUAAUUAAGGAUCGAUAGAUGAACAUGCCAAUGACGAGUUUUUAUUACUGGUGGGAAAUGACCGGGCCUAGUUUGAGGUGAAUCAUGUGCGCUUGAAUAGGCGAAAUCUGAAUUGAUCGUAAUCACCAAAGAACGUUUCUCCCUCUCGUGUUGUUAUGAAGGACACAUUGCAAUAUCUCGUUCCCAGCCUGCGAUAGUAACGUGUUAUAUAUUCCACGUUAACAGUGAUCUGAUGGCAUGAUGGAGAUAAAAGGCAAAAUUGAUUGUAAUAAUUUUCAUGAUGUUGUGAGUGUGAAUGGGUUUAUAUGUGAGGUGUGCAAUAUGCUAACAAUCGCUCCUAAGUUUGUUUUAUAAACAGUCAAACCUCGGUUAUCCGAACAAGAUCUCAAGGUCACGUGAAUAUUUAACGAUAAUACGACCAGAUCAGUUAUCCGAACAAUCAGUUAUCCGAACAAAAUACUCCCCGCCCGCCUCGAUCGCAUAAUCGAGGUUUA